AUGUCAAAAAAAGUUGAAUUGAAAAUUGACGAACGUGUUUUGGAAUUUAAGAACAAUCUCUAUGAAAAGAGUUUAGAACAUCUUAAAACAACUAUUCCACAAAGAAUCAUUGAGUUUCAAAAGAUGGCAGAAACACUUUCAUAUGAAGCAUUGUUCUCAGAUAGCAAUGGCGAUGCAAAUGUAACCGAUAAGAAACGUAAAUUAGAUUGCGAUACAGUUAGCACAAUGUCGGUCGAGGAAUUGGCCAAGACAAACUCUGCAAUUUUGGAACAACAGAAAAAACUAAAAAGAAACUAUAUGGAAUUGGUACAGACAUUCAGUGUCAUUCGUUGUUGGAUCACAUUGAACAUCCCAAAGAUUGAGGAUGGUAAUAAUUUUGGUGUUGACGUACAGGAGGAAGUCGUCAGUCAACUCACCAAGCUCGAAGAUGUAUACACCAAUCUUUUGGAGCAAUCGGAAAAUUACUUUAUCAACAGAGCUGCCACCGUAAAGAAAGCUCUCAAACAUCGUGAUAUCGAUUCUUACAAACAUGCUAUUAUUCAACAAGACGAAAAAGAACGUAUUAGAUUCUAUUUUGCAUAUUUCGAUUUAGCCAAUAACUAUGCUACAACCUAUUCAUUGAUUGUCAAGAAUUUCCAGAAGAUCGAAACUCCAAGACCACAAUCAUCUUCAUCAAUAAACAUAUACUAA
Messenger RNA from Heterostelium album PN500, 690 nucleotides. RefSeq names its product proteasome activator 28 family protein (gene psmE3). Gene Ontology annotation, biological process: regulation of proteasomal protein catabolic process; regulation of G1/S transition of mitotic cell cycle; positive regulation of endopeptidase activity. The record is from RefSeq and is a predicted model, not a curated record. The transcript has 3 exons. Bases 1 to 690 code for a protein of 229 amino acids. Gene Ontology annotation, molecular function: endopeptidase activator activity. Lineage: Eukaryota; Evosea; Eumycetozoa; Acytosteliales; Acytosteliaceae. Gene Ontology annotation, cellular component: proteasome activator complex; cytoplasm; nucleoplasm.